AUGUCACCCAAGGAAUACAAGCUCAAGGGCGUCACGUCCCUCACCCUCUCCCUCGGCGAUAAGCAGGAAGUCGAGGUCGAGGGCGUCGAGAAUGGCAAGGUUGUUCUCCUCAAUGCGGCCGGUACAGUGCAGGCCGUCGGUGCGAAAUGCACCCAUUAUGGUGCUCCCUUGGCCAAGGGCGUACUUACCAAGUCUGGCUAUCUGAGAUGCCCAUGGCACGGAGCUUGCUUCAACGCAAAGACUGGAGAUGUCGAAGAUGCGCCAGCUCUCGAUGCUCUCCCUGUAUUUGAUGUCGCCGAGCGAGACGGCGCAGUGUACAUCACGGGCGAAGAGUCCGCAAUCAAGAACUCCCGCAGGAGCCCCAACUUCAAAUGCAGCGCUGCUCCAGGAGGUGCACAGGAAGACCCCAUCGUCGUGGUGGGAGGAGGCUCCGGCGCCCUAGGUGCAGUUGAAGGGUUGAGAGAGAAAGGCUACAAGGGCGCUCUCACCGUCAUCAGCAACGAAGGCUACCUACCGAUUGACCGUCCAAAGCUCAGCAAGGCCCUGAUUUCCGACACCAGCAAGAUCGCGUGGAGAGACAAGGCUUGGUUCGAGGCUGGCGGCGUGAAAUGGGUCGAGGGUGAAGUGACUGCCGUCAACUUUUCAGAUCGCAACGUUGAGACCAAGAGCGGCGGCAAGAUUGCUUAUAGCAAACUGAUCCUCGCGACUGGAGGGACACCACGAAAGCUGCCGCUCGAAGGGUUCAAGACCCUGAAUAACAUCUUCACCUUGCGCAAUGCCCAUGACGUCAAGAAGAUUGUCGACACAAUUGGCAGCAAGGGCAAGAACAUUGUCAUUGUCGGAUCCUCCUUCAUCGGUAUGGAGGUUGCCGUUGCGACCGCCGCCGACAACUCCGUCUCUGUGAUCGGCAUGGAGAACGUACCCCUCGAGCGCGUCCUUGGCAAAGAUGUUGGCGCGGGUGUCAAGAAAAUCGUGGAAGGCAAGGGUGUAAAAUUCUACGGUGGUGCCUCGGUGGACAAGGCUGUGCCGUCGGAGUCGGACCCAUCAGCUGUUGGUGCAGUCCUGCUCAAGGAUGGAACCAGACUAGAUGCAGACUUGGUUAUUCUUGGUGUUGGUGUUGCUCCUUCGACGGAAUACCUUAAGGAGAACAGUUCCCUGCAGCUUGAGAAGGAUGGAUCUAUCAAGGUCGACCAACACUUCUCCGUUGUUGGCCAGCAAGGUGUGUACGCGGUCGGAGACAUCGCCACCUACCCCUAUCACGGCCCUGGCGGUGAGGGAAAGCCUGUGCGCAUUGAGCACUGGAACGUUGCUCAGAACGCCGGCCGAGCAGCCGCAACUCAUAUUGUUAGUUCGUCGGUUGAAACCUCUCAGUUCAUCCCUGUGUUUUGGUCAGCCCUUGGCUCGCAGCUGCGAUACUGCGGCAACACCGCAAAUGGCUGGGAUGACCUCGUCCUCGAUGGGAGCCCCGGGGAUGCUAAGUUUGUGGCCUACUACACCAAGGGCGACACGGUCGUGGCCAUGGCAAGCAUGGGUAGAGACCCGCUCAUGGUCCAGAGUGCAGAGCUGAUGAGGUUUGGCAACAUGCCAAGCAAGGCGAAUCUCCAGGCAAACCUUGAUCUCAUGUCUGUGGGAGUUCCUGCGUAG
This is a messenger RNA of Clonostachys rhizophaga, 1644 nucleotides long. Lineage: Eukaryota; Fungi; Ascomycota; Sordariomycetes; Hypocreales; Bionectriaceae. The record is from the annotation of a GenBank genome assembly.